This is a messenger RNA of Pteropus alecto (black flying fox), 6116 nucleotides long. RefSeq names its product tubulin gamma complex associated protein 2 (gene TUBGCP2). The transcript has 18 exons. Gene Ontology annotation, cellular component: equatorial microtubule organizing center; centrosome; gamma-tubulin small complex. NCBI's taxonomy places the organism in Eukaryota, Metazoa, Chordata, Mammalia, Chiroptera, Pteropodidae. Gene Ontology annotation, biological process: mitotic cell cycle; spindle assembly; microtubule nucleation. The record is from RefSeq and is a predicted model, not a curated record. Bases 3007 to 5802 code for a protein of 931 amino acids. Gene Ontology annotation, molecular function: microtubule minus-end binding; gamma-tubulin binding.
GCUCUUUGCUGUCACUCUCUCGGCCUUUGUCUGCGGCGGCCUCUGCGUCAUUCUUGUCCAAAACCAGCCACCACACUGGAGCCGGAGUGGUCUUCGGAAAAGUCGCGUCUUGUAAACCUUUGCUUGGAGUUCUUCGUGGCUUCCAUUGCCUUAGUCCAGCGGCCCUGUCCCGGUCUGCCAGGCCCAGCGUGAUCCGCCCACCGCUCCAGUCCCCCAGCGCCUGAGACGUGCAGGGCGCUGUGCCUGGGGCCCCUGCUACCCGGGAGCCCACCGCCUGGCAGGAGACACAGUUACCUGAUGGAACGGUGAUGGGUGGCGCACAGGGAGCCAGGGAGGCCUGAGACUGGAGUGGAGGGUGGGCGGCUGGCUCAGAGACCAACUCUGCCCCUCCCCCGAGUAUUUCAGCAUUGGGCAGCACGAAUAUGUGUACACGUGCAGUGGCAAGGAAAGGGGGUGCUAUUUCUUUACGAAGUUAAAAUAUAAUUGAAAACUGGGUCACUUCAAACCUGGAGUAGAGGAUGUGUGUGGCUGCUUCCCCAGCCAGUCCCUUUCCUGCCCAGGGAGUGCUCUGACCAGACCCAGACUCUGUUUUCAUCUUUUGUACUUCAUUCUAUGUCUCUGACAAAUUAUUAGGGCUCUUGAUAUUUAACACAAGUUUUAAAAUGUUUUUCAAGCCAUUUUGUGCAAUUAGCUUUUAGCUCUCAACACAGACUCUGUCACUUUUUUUCUGAAUUUUAAUCCAGUGCUGUCCACUGGGUCCCUGUGCCUGGCUCAUUCAGGGGGAUGCUCACGCAGUAGGUGACAUGGUGACAGUGCCCCUCCCUGUAGCGCUCACAGUCAGUGUGAGAAGGGGGUGAGUUCUGCUCAGUCACAGAGGUCCGUGUGGGUCCAUUCAUGGUGACUCCUAGAGAGGAGAACUCGGGAGCACCAGCAGGGUCAAGUGAGCUGUUGCAGUUAGUUGUUUCUUAAAAGUUGCUUAGAGUGGGGACACUAUCGGCAAUUUUAGUGAGACGCUUCUGUUGGUAUUUGGCUUCCCUGGUCUCUGGCCCACUGAAUACCAGGGCCUCCUUCAGUCACUGACAACCAGAAGGUCCCGAUGGACAUCUCCAGAGGCCCUGAGGGGAGCCACUGCCGGCACGUGAGAGCCCCGGCUCGCAGGCAUCGUUCCCAAAGCCGCAGCGCACAGCAGGCCCCUUGUGGUCUUAACACUUUGUGACGUGGGGUGGCUCGGCUUUUAUUUCUAUGACAUGUAAAGUUUCAUGAAGAUAGUUUUCAAACAAACGUUCACUUAAGUGAUUUUUCUUUAGAAGGGCUCUCUCCACCGCCUAGUAUCUGUUGGAGGGGCAUUCUCCUUUGGUGGUGUACACAGUGUCCUUGCCAUUGACACCGCCAAGUGAUCCAGCCGAUGCAGGACUGUCCGCAGUCCUUGGGGAAGCUUGUGGGAUGCUGGUGAAACUGAUUUCUCGGAUUCGAAGGGGCCGCCAAGUGGGAGAGUGCCAUGUGAUUCUUCUGCUCUGCUUGUGUUUUGCAGUGACUCGCUCAGCGCCCUCUGUGACGAGAGAGAGGGUGACUGGAAGUUUAGGGUGCCAUCAGUGAGUCAGAUCUAGUUUUCCUCGUGUUAUACCAACAUUUUUGAGGUGACAGUGAUUGGUCUGCUUUAAAUCCCACAGCUCAGCAGCUUGGUGUGCGCAAGCUUCGUGGGCAGAAUCGUAUUCUAGCCCCACACAGCCCUGGGGGGGUGUGCUCUUCACCCCGCUGCAGGGGACGCUCAGAGCAGAAGCGCUCCCGGCCCGCCGCCUGGCCAUGCGUGUGGCACCUCACUCCCACAGCUGCGGUCGCUGUCAGUGCCCCCUGAUUUAAAAGUACAGUGCUAGCGACCGAUGCACCAGCUCAUGCUUGCUGUCGCGCCUUCGUCUGUGGAGAGAGCCUGCUUCUGGCCAGGAUCGGGGGGUUGGAUACCGUGAACUACGACGCUUCCAUUCGGAGACCUUGUUGUCCAUGCCGCAAGAUGGCGGGAGUGUGCGGUGUCUCCGCUUGAUGUUAUGUUUUACUCGUGUCUCGUCUUCACCGGAACUGUUAGCACAGUGGUUCAUAACCUUUUUUGGGUCACAGAGCUUUCAGGAAAAUUCACAGACAAAUGAUUUUGCCUUUGAUUCCACAGGUUAUUUGGUUACUGGGGACGCAGGCUGAGGACCUUGCGUAGGCACGUCGAAAUGUUUAUGUGAAGGCGCACGGUUUGCUCACGUGCGCUCGCUUACUCCCCUUGCAUCAGCACUGUUGAUGAUAAUGGCUAACUGGACCCGUCGGUGGGAGAACAGAAGCCCCCAUGCAGGCCACUGCUCUCCCUUUGGGGGCAUCAGUAUAGAAGUCCCCAUGCAGUCUGCUGCUGUCUUGUGGGAUCUCAGUUAUGGCUUUGACUCCAGUGAGUUACGUCCCUAGUGGUGAGACCCCAGGACACCUGGUAGCUGGGCAAACGGAGCCGAAGUGCAGCCCCACCCGACCCAACGCAUGGGAAACGUAAAGCAUGCUUAGCAAAGGCAUCUGCGUGCAGGGCUAAGCUUGAGCAAGGAAAGGGAUGCCCCAGGUGCCUGCGUGCAGGGCGGAUGCGGAGGCGUGUGGAGCUGCAGCGGGACAGCGCAGGACCCGAGCACCGGUGUGGGCCUGAUGGGCUGGAGCAGGGUCUCACUGUCCGUGCUGGGACAGGCGCAGUGGCUUACUCCUGUGCACAGCUGCCCGCAUAGAUCCAGGACCCCCGAAGGGCCCGGACCACCGUGUGCCAGCCGAGGGGAAAGCUCCCUGCGGGCCCUGGGCCUUGUGUGGUUGGAGUCACCCAGAUUGGAGGCGGGCCCAGGCCUGCAAGUCCACAGGACACCUGCAAGCUCCCCGAGCUGACGCUUGGGCUUGCAGACUGGCUGGAGCUGGGGACAGGGUCACCAAGGGAGCACACCCACUGAAGGCGGUUUCCAGUAAAAGGAGAGUGUGUGGUGUUGUCUUCGAGCUGCAACCAUGAGUGAGUUUCGGAUUCACCACGAUGUGAAUGAGCUGCUGAGCUUGCUGCGUGUCCGUGGCGGGGAUGGGGCCGAGGUUUACAUCGACCUGUUGCAGAAGAACAGGACCCCGUACGUCACAACCACUGUGUCGGCACACAGCGCCAAGGUUAAAAUAGCAGAAUUUUCUCGUACUCCAGAAGACUUCCUAAAGAAAUAUGAUGAACUGAAAUCUAAAAACACAAGGAACCUGGACCCUCUGGUGUACCUGUUGUCGAAGCUGGCGGAAGACAAGGAGGUAACCGUGCCGCGCUGGGCCCCCACGUCCGGAGCUUCCUUGCGGCGUCGGUCAGCGGGUGUUUCAACCCACAGGAUCCGUGCAGUUCAGACCCUGCAGUACCUGCAACAGAACGCAAAGGAAAGGGCCGAGCUCGCAGCCGGCAGCAGCAGCAGCUUCAGCACCCCGGCCGCCGCCUCCAAGAUGUCCAUGCAGGAGCUGGAGGAGCUGAGGAAGCAGCUGGGCAGCGUGGCCACGGGCUCCACCGUGCAGCAGUCCCUGGAACUUACAAGAAAGAUGCUUCGAGACAAGCUGAACAAAAAAAAUUUGGGCCAGCGCCUCCCAGUCUUCCCCGCAUGGGUGUACGAGCGGCCCACGCUGGUCGGGGACUUCCUGACCGGCUCAGGCGCAGGCAUGGACACAGCUGUGCCUAUAGGCUCCCUGCCCCUGGCCUCCCAGGAGCUGGCCGUCGUGGAGGACCUGCUGUACGUGCUGGUGGGUGUGGACGGCAGGUGCAUCGCCGCCCAGCCCCUCACCGGGAGGCAGGGCCGCACCUUCCUCGUGGACCCCAACCUGGACUUGUCCAUCAAGGAGCUGGUGAACAGGAUCCUCCCGGUGGCCGCCAGCUACUCCACCGUGACCAGGUUCAUUGAGGAGAAGUCCUCCUUUGAGUACGGGCAGGUGAACCACGCGUUGGCAGCCGCCAUGCGGACGCUGGUGAAGGAGCACCUGAUCCUGGUGACACAGCUGGAGCAGCUGCAGAGGCAAGGCCUCCUGUCGCUGCAGAAGCUCUGGUUCUACAUCCAGCCGGCCGUGCGCAGCAUGGACAUCCUGGCCUCCCUGGCCACCUCGGUGGAUAAAGGCGAGUGUGUCGGGGGCUCCACCCUGAGCCUUCUCCACGACCGGAGUGUCAACUACACGGGCGACAGCCAGGCGCAGGAGCUGUGCCUGUACCUCACCAAGGCCGCCAGUGUGCCCUACUUCGAGAUUCUGGAGAAGUGGAUCUACAGGGGGAUCAUCAACGACCCGUACAGCGAGUUCAUGGUGGAGGAGCACGAGCUGCAGAAGGAGAAGAUCCGGGAGGACUACAAUGACAAGUACUGGGACCGGCGCUACACUGUGGUGCAGCGGCAGAUCCCGUCCUUCCUGCAGAAGAUGGCCGGCAAGGUCCUCAGCACAGGAAAAUACCUAAACGUGGUGAGAGAGUGCGGUCACGACGUCACCUGCCCAGUGGCCAAAGAGGUCAUCUACACGUUGAAGGAGCGGGCGUACGUGGAGCAGAUUGAGACAGCCUUUAACUACGCCAGCCGGGUGCUGCUGGACUUCCUGAUGGAGGAGCAGGAGCUGGUGGCGCACCUGCGGUCCAUCAAGCGCUACUUCCUGAUGGACCAGGGGGACUUCUUUGUGCACUUCAUGGACCUGACGGAGGAGGAGCUGAAGAAGCCGGUGGACGACAUCACGCCCACACGCCUGGAGGCGCUGCUGGAGCUGGCCUUGCGCAUGAGCACCGCCAACACAGACCCCUUCAAGGACGACCUGGAGAUCGACCUGAUGCCUCACGACCUCGUCACGCAGCUGCUGCGCGUUCUGGCCAUCGAGACCAAGCAGGAGAAGGCGCUGGUCCACGCCGACCCCACCGAGCUCACGCUGAGCGGCCUGGAGGCCUUCUCUUUCGACUACGUAGUCAAGUGGCCCCUGUCACUGAUUAUUAACAGGAAAGCCCUGACCCGCUACCAGAUGCUGUUCCGGCACCUGUUCUACUGUAAGCACGUGGAGCGACAGCUGUGCAACGUCUGGGUCAGCAACAAAACCGCCAAGCAGCGCUCGCUGCACUCCGCCAAGUGGUUUGCAGGCGCCUUCACUCUGCGACAGCGGAUGCUGAAUUUUGUCCAGAACAUCCAGUACUACAUGAUGUUCGAAGUGAUGGAGCCGACCUGGCACGUCCUUGAGAGAAACCUGAGAUCCGCCUCGAACAUCGAUGACGUGCUGGGCCACCACACGAGCUUCCUGGACAGCUGCCUGAAGGACUGCAUGCUGACCAACCCCGAGCUGCUCAGGGUCUUCUCCAAGCUCAUGUCCGUGUGCGUCAUGUUCACCAACUGCAUGCAGCGGUUUACGCAGAGCAUGAAGCUGGAUGGCGAGCUGGGCCGCCCGGCGCUGGAGCACGGCACCAUGCUGGGGCCGCCCACCGAGGCUGAGCGGGCCGAGGAGCGUGCCCGGAAGGAGCUGGCCCGGAAGCAUCUGGCAGAGCACGCGGACACACCUCAGCUGGCCUCCGGCUUCGAGGCCACCAUCAGUAAGUUUGAUAAGAAUUUCUCGGCCCAUCUGCUUGACCUCCUGGCCCGACUGAGCGUCUAUAGCACCAGCGACUGCGAGCACGGCAUGGCCAGCGUCAUCUCCAGGCUCGACUUCAACGGCUUCUACACGGAGCGCCUGGAGCGCCUGUCUGCAGAGAGGAGCCAGAAGGUGGCCCCCCAUGUGCCCGUCCCGCGGGGGCCCCCGGCACCAGCGCCCAGGGUCGCCGUCACCGCGCAGUGAGGCCCUCAGGGCCCUGCACCUGCCACAGCUGAGGGGAGGACCCAGUGGCCCGUGGGCGCGGAGAGUGAACGAACCCGAAGCUUCUCAUCACGCUCCUGGCUGUGUGUGUCGUGCAUGUCACUGGCGAUUGAGUGUGAGGUCUGAACGUGGUCUGUGUUCAGCCUUCCUCCCCCGGGGCUGGGUUUCGCCCAGCAGUGCUGCCCAGACAGUGCUGUCCCCACAGCGUGCCUCCCUGUGGGCUCUCGUCAAUGGAGCAGCGGUACUUCUUUGGUUAAUGGUUUUUGGCCUCAAAUAAAAACAAAACGAAAACAGUA